Brettanomyces bruxellensis is the source of this 978-nucleotide messenger RNA. RefSeq lists its product as uncharacterized. Lineage: Eukaryota; Fungi; Ascomycota; Pichiomycetes; Pichiales; Pichiaceae. Gene Ontology annotation, biological process: ubiquinone biosynthetic process. Gene Ontology annotation, cellular component: mitochondrion; mitochondrial inner membrane. Bases 1 to 978 code for a protein of 325 amino acids. The transcript has a single exon. The record is from RefSeq and is a predicted model, not a curated record.
AUGAUCACUAAUUCGUACGCAAUUGUCCAAAGUUGCUUUAAGAGGCCGUUACAAUUACAAAGAAGAUAUUUAUCUUUCUUGCCUUUAGUGGCAUCAGCAGUGGCCACUACUGGAGGAGUGUUUCUUGGGAAUAGUAUCAGGUUGGCGGAUCAACUUGAAAAUGAUGAGAUAGAUCAAAAUAUCACAAAAGGUGAGCGAGAAUUGAAGGAAAAUAAAACAGUGAAACCAAGGUUUGAAAGACCACCAAAGAAUUAUCCAAAUCACGUUCCAUUAUAUGCCUAUGAAAAGGUAGCAAUGUUCCUUUUUUCUUCAAUAGGUGCUCUUUUACAUCCAGAAAAGAACCAGUAUAUUGUGGCACUUGGAGAAAGUACUGCAAUUCCACCAUACUUGAGAUGGCUUCGCAAACAGAUGCUUGAGGAUGAAACAGGUAGACAAAUUUUAAAGGAUCGGCCAUAUAUUACUUCCGAAACAUUGCAUAUGGACAAAUUAAAGAAGUAUCCAGAGAAUAGUUUUGGAAAAGUGUACUAUGAAUGGUUAUUGAGAGAGAAUGUCUCGCCGGAUACCAGAGUCAAUGUGAAGUUUAUUGAUGACGAAGAAUUGGCAUUCGUAUUCCAAAGGUACAGACAGUGCCAUGAUUUUUACCAUGCACUAACUGGGCUCCCAAUUGCACGGGAAGGGGAAAUUGCUGUCAAAUUCUUUGAGUUCUUGAACAUUGGAAUACCAUUCGCCGGAAUGGGUGCACUAUUCGCUCCGUUAAACCUUAAAAAGCAUCAAAGAGAGCGUUUGUUGUCUGUUUAUUAUCCUUGGGCAAUUGAAACCGCCACUCACUGCAAGAAGAAUUUGAUCAACGUUUAUUGGGAAAAGAUUAUGGAUAAGGACGUCGACGAAUUACGUGCGGAUCUUGGAAUCACAAAACCUCCUGACAUGAGAAAAUUGAGAAAACUCGCAAAGGAGAGAAGGCAUGCUGCUAAAAAAUGA